Messenger RNA from Besnoitia besnoiti, 1011 nucleotides. Its product is annotated as ubiquitin-conjugating enzyme subfamily protein. The record is from RefSeq and is a predicted model, not a curated record. Lineage: Eukaryota; Apicomplexa; Conoidasida; Eucoccidiorida; Sarcocystidae. Bases 1 to 1011 code for a protein of 336 amino acids. The transcript is spliced from 6 exons.
AUGCAGGGGGUGGGAAAUCCCGGUCGGACCGGGGCGAACUCAAGUCUAGGGCAUACCGCGACUGCCCAGUGCAUAGCACGCAUUCUGCGCGAAUACAGGGAGAUCCAACGGACUCCGUCUCCCCACUGGUGCACGAAACCGCUUCAGGUUGAUGAGCCAUAUGAGUGGCAUUUUACGCUGCGUGGUCCAAAGGAUUCCCACUUCGAAGGAGGGUUGUACCAUGGACGCAUUGUCUUACCGAAGAAUUACCCUUUUGCCCCGCCGAGCCUCGUGAUGCUUACUCAGAAUGGUCGGUUUGAGGUUGGGAAGAAGGUCUGUCUGAGCGCCAGCAGCUACCAUCCAGAGCUUUGGCAGCCAGCAUGGGGUAUCCGAACCCUCCUUGACGCUCUGUGCGCCUUCUUCCCGACUCCAGCUGGUGGCGCCCUUCAUUCACUUGACAAGCCGGAGAAAGUACGCAGGCAGCUGGCGCUCGAAUCAGUCACCUGGGCCUGCCCGGCGUGUGGAAAAUCAAACAAAGAGCUCGUCGAGGAGGCUUGCGCUGCCCCAUCCAGUGCGCUUCCAGAUUUACCGGAGCCUCUUAGGCAACAAGCUCAGCUGCGCACCGACCAGGGAGUCUGUGCUUCGCCUGCCCCUGCGACAGAGGAGAGCUGCGAGUCACCCGAGCUUGCUCGUGGGGGAUGCGCACCGGCGGCUGUUGUUCAGCCCGGCAGAGGGGUGGCUGGUCCAGGCGUUGUUUCUAUCAGCGAGAGUACGGAGGCCACCGGCCUCCCACGAGCUAACUCGCGGGAAGAUUCUCCGGCGCAUCGCAGGCGCCCUCAAAGGGGACACCGGACUCUGAUGGCUCAGCUGUUUCAGGUUCCGUUUACAAGAGGGGAGUUCAUCGUGGCGGCAGCCGAUGUCGUUUUGCUCCUUCUAGUAUUGGCGUCUGUACUACUGCUUGCUGAUCUACUUGUGAAUCCUCCGAAUGUGACAUUUUGGCCUGAAAACCUACCCAAUGACCGAAAAGAUUGA